AUGAAUCAUACUACACCUUAUUUUGCACUGAUGAAAGACGUCGAAUUUGCAAGACCCCAUGAAGACAGUAAUCCAUCUUGCCUUACUUGCACUGUGCAAGGAUCUGAUGGAAGUAUUGUAGAGACAUUAGAAGCAUUCCAUAAUCCAGAGCAUGUAAUAAACUACCCAAGUUUCCAGGUAGGUUUUACGCACGUAUACGAGCUAUGGCUCAAUGCAACGGCUGGAGUAUUAGGGUUGAGCCCUCAAGUGUCCAAAGUAGCCCACAAAAUGGAUGUCAAAAUCUUUGCCGAAAGUGAAAAGGUUCUCGUUCUUUCGAUUGAAAAAUAUUCGUUUGCUGACGCUGUUGCCAUCGCAAGUGACUCUGAACCCAUUGUACUGAAGUCAGACAGACGUCUCGAGCAUUUGUUGAGUAUACCUAUCAAGGUCAUUUUGGGAAAGGGAAAAGUUGAAAGCUAUACACUGGAUCCUAACGAAAGCUUGCUGUCUCAGAAAAUCAAAAGGUCGGUCCUCCGUCAGCUUGAACUAGAUCUUGACGAACUUCCCGAAUCAAGAGAAGAGCAACAGGGACCAAUUAGAUAUAAUGUGACUAGGAAAUCUCCUGUCGGUAACUAUGUUUCCCAGUACAUAAUCACUGAAAGCCCAUUCCCUGAGUUCCCCAAGGAACGCAACGUUUACAAUGUCACCAGGUAUGACGAAUACGAAAAUAUUUCAUACAUAGCCUAUCUUCAGCAUGAUAACUUUAACAAAAACGAACGUCCUGAAGACAUUCCACAAAAGGAUAGUGAAGAAGAUGAUAAUGUUCGUCCCAUCAAUUCUCAGCUGCACUCACCCAUCAGACUGAGCUUCACGCAACAGCACAAUCUGGUAACAAAACCGGACGGAAUCGUGGAAAUCGACAGUGUCAAGACAUACGAAUCUCAUCUGGCACACUUGUACGACCAGAAAAUGCUAGUUCUUGUAAGUUCUCUGUUGACACUGAAGCAGAUAAUUUCUGAAAAUAUUCCAGAACCAGUUGGACAGCUAGAAUUCCAAGGGUUGCCCGAUUUAGAGGAGGAAAUCGAUGAAGAUGAAAUUCGAGCGGUUUGCCACCAUCCAAAUCCAAGUGAGAGUAUUCGGAUCGUUAAGAAGCUGCUGGAGGAAAUAUCCGAUUUUGUCAUCAGAGAUGAGAUUAAAGAACCCAAGCAGCAGAAUGUGGGAGAGAAACUUGUUCUCUUACAAAAGGCAGCGGGUUUGCUUACAAAAGACCAUUUGAACGUUAUCCAGGACAGCCUCAAACAUUACGAUGAUUUAAUCGCUGCAUCCGAGCGGGAAAAAAUUAAGAGGCAAAUCUGGCUAAACAUUUUACCUCUGAUUGGAAGCAAGGAAUCUGUAGCGUUCAUUGUCCAAUUAAUCAAGGACAAUGCGAAUCCACCAAACAAAAUUAUCUGCUUAUGGGAAGCGAAAGAAAUUCUGGAAGCUCUUCCAGAAAAUAUUCAUGAACCUGAUGAAGAGAUCUUUAUUCAAUUAAAAGAGCUGUUGGAAAUCGAACACAGUGAAAGAGAUCCAGCAUUCCACUUCUUCCACUCCGCUGUUCAUUUGGCAGUAUCUCGCGUCAUUAACAGACUCAACAUCAACCUUGCUGAACCUGAAGACGAAGAUUCUUUGAGAGGUGAUGUGCUCAGACGCGAUGGGCUCAGAGGUGAUGGGCUCAGAGGUGAUGGGCUCAGAGGUGAUGGGCUCAGAGGUGAUGGGCUCAGAGGUGAUAGGCUCAGAGGUGACGGGCUCAGAGGUGAUGGGCUCAGAGGUGAUGGGCUCAGAGGUGAUGGUUUAAGAUUCUUCCUUAGAGCAGCCCAACCCAGAAAGCAAAAGCAAUCUUCCAAUAGCCUGGAAGAAGAAAUUCAAGAAUUUAUCAAGAACACUGGUGCAAAAUUGCUAAAUACUGAUAACAAAGCCAAGAGAGUGAUCUACAUAGAAGCUCUGGUACGUAGUGGUCUAGUUGAGGCUCUACCCUACAUUGCUCCUUUUGUCCGUGGCCGAGUUCCUAUAGGCAGCCCCAAGUACAUCAAUUUCAUUAAGUCUGUCGCUCUCUACGCUCUUCACAAUAUUGUCGAUCAACAUCCCAAAGAAGUUCUUGAUCUGGUAGUACCAGUUUUCUUUAACGAAACGGAAAACCAUAAGAUACGAACAGCUGCAUUUGGAGUUCUUCUAAGGACCAAGCCAAGUUUGAGUCUUCUAACACUCAUCGCCGAUCAGUCAUGGAAGGAGGAAAGCGAAGAAGUGGGAAGUUUCGUAACAUCAGUUUUGGAAAGUCACGGCAACUCAUCGCUCCCUCGGGAUCAAGAGAUAGCUGAACGAAUUAAGAAGAUUCUUCCUCUGGUUAAAAAAUUCGACAGAGGGCAACAACACGCUAAGAAAGUGCUUCGCAGUUAUUAUGAUAAACUCAGUGAAUUAGGAGUCGUGAAUGAAUUGGAGAUUACUCCUAGCAACGAAUCCUUCAUACCUGCCUCCCUUUAUUCCGUUUUGGGUUAUAAUCUGAAUUCCCUAUCCGAAGUUAUUUCCGAGGUCGCUUUGAAUAUUGAAGGACUGAAUUCACGGAACGCAUUUGAUUCGAUACUAAGACUGCUUAAACUCAAGCCAGCUGAAGAAAUUCCAAAAUCUGUAGAAGAGGAUAUAUUUUCUGAUGUAAAUAUAAGAACUUCUCCUUUCUUUUGCUUUCAAUGCAUUUAA
Stegodyphus dumicola is the source of this 2706-nucleotide messenger RNA. RefSeq names its product vitellogenin-like. Lineage: Eukaryota; Metazoa; Arthropoda; Arachnida; Araneae; Eresidae. Gene Ontology annotation, molecular function: lipid carrier activity. Gene Ontology annotation, biological process: lipid transport. The record is from RefSeq and is a predicted model, not a curated record.